AUGAUAAAUAGUCAUACGGUAAAACAAAAAGAAAAAAAAAAAAAAAUUUUCCUUUAUCCUUUUGAGAAAAAAAAAAAAAAAAGAACUUGGAAUCUUCAAAAAAAAAUGGCUCAGGAUUGGCGAUCUGUGGCUACGGGAAUGGAUGGGGUUACUGAGACCCGGGAGGUAGCAACCUCGCCGAUCUCUGCGGCAGGGAACAUAAAUGCGCCUCCUGAUGAAAUUAUUUCUUUGGGACCAAUGAUGGAUUCGUUACAGUUACUCGGAGGAGUAAAAAAUGCUCAAAACAAAAGCUGA
Molecule: messenger RNA, 294 nt
Organism: Pediculus humanus corporis (human body louse)
Lineage: Eukaryota; Metazoa; Arthropoda; Insecta; Psocodea; Pediculidae
Exons: 2
Coding region: 1-294 (97 amino acids)
Source: RefSeq, a predicted model, not a curated record